AUGCAACCGGCCGCCGCAAAAAAGCUGGCGGAGCUGCAAGAGCUCACACGCCGUCAGGCCGAGCUCGUCGCGGCCAUCCUCCAAGACUGCGAUGGCGGCGGCGGGAGAGCAGAGCCGGACGAGGUGCGCCAGAGCCUCGACAGCGCACUGAGCGAGGAGCAAAAGCCCGUGGAUGACGGGCAGGGCGGGUGCACCGCCGCUCCUGCUGCUGUGGCGGAGGCGGAGGAGGCGGAGGGGGAGUCGAACCUGCACCAAGUGCUGCGGAGGUGCUCUACUCGUGCAGCUGUCUCAGCUGUCGCCGCCGCUCCCGAGUCGACGGCUGCGGCGGCAACCCGCUCGAAGGCGCCUCCUCCUCGGUCGUCUCGCACGCCGCCGCCGCGGGCAGCCUCGCGCGCCUUCUCGAUUGCCUCGUCGCCAAACUCCUCGGCACGGCUCCUCCCUCCCGCACCAGCCACGCCCUAUCGCUGCACGCUCUGCGCUCGCCGCCUGCUCUCGUGCGCGUGCUGCCUGCUGGCCGCGCCGUGGACAGUGUGGUCGCUCACGCUGGGGCAGCGCAGGGCCGAGGUCCUCGUCCCGCACUCGACGCCGCACGAGCUGUGGCGGCUGCUCGUCAUGCUGGGCGUCGCCUUCGUGGCGGUGGUCGUGCCGCUCGAGAUCGCCUUCGACGACCACUUCCACCCAAAGCUGCCGUGGGCGGUCGCCAACGUCGGCUUCGACGUGAUCUUCCUCGUCGACGUGUACGUCGCCAUGCGCACGGGCUACUACCUCGACGGGAUGGUCGUGCUCGAGCCCGCCGCCGUCCGCUCGCACUACCUGCACACGCGCUUCGCGCUCGACCUCUUCGUCGCCGCCCCCUUCGCCUGGUUCGUCGGAGGCGACACUUUCGACGAAGACAGCGACUACCACUCGGGCACGCCGGCGAUCGUCCGCGUGCUGCGGCUGCUGCGGCUGGGCCGUGUGGUGCCGAAGCUGAUCCGCAACGACCUCGCCAAGAUCCGCCCCUCCACCUCGUGGCUCCACUCCCACGUCUCCCUCGCGCUCGAGCGGCGCUUCGGCCACGCGGCCGGCCGGGUCGCGCAGCUGUCGGCGCUGCUGCUGAUUGCGUGCCACUGGAGCGGCUGCCUGUGGUGGCUGGUCGGCACGACGGGGUGCAACAUCUUCGACGACGACCCCGCCGCGUGCGAUGACGGGUGGGGUCCGAGCUCCGAGCUGCAGGCCGCGGGACUGCGGGACAAGUACGCGGUCGCCUUCCUGUGGGGCGCCUCCCUCAUGACCUGCCUCGUCCCCUUCGACACGCUCGACGCCAAGCGCGGCCACGUCCUCAAGCGGCUCGAGCUCAUCCAGAGCUUCCUCGCGCGCAGCGACGUGCCCGAGGGUCUGCAGCGGCAGGUGCUCGACUUCUUCACCUACCGGCUCUCCUCGUCGCAGCAGGCCAUGCACGAGAUCGGCUCCGACCUGGCCGGGCUCCCGCGCGAGCUCUCGCUGCGCCUGACGAUGGCGCUCUACGGCGACCUCCUCCAGCACUGCCCCUUCUUCCGCCCGCUCUCCUCGUCGGCGGUGGUGGCGCUCGUGCAGCAGCUGCAGCCGAUGGUCUGCAUGCCCGGCCAGCUGCUCGUGGAGGAGGGGCGGCCCGUCGACACGCUCUACCUCGUGCGGCGCGGCACGGUGCGCGUGUGGGUCAAGUGGGGCUUGCCCGAAGAGCGCACCCUCCUCGCCACCCUCGGCGACAACGACUUUUUCGGAGAGCGGGCACUCGAGGGCACCGACGGCCGCACGGCCUGCGCGCCGCCCGUCGCGCAAGCCACCGCCGAGUGCGCGACGUACUGCGACCUGCUCGUGCUGCCGCGCCACGUCUGCAAGGAGGUGCUCGCCGCAGAGCGACAGCGGGUUCGAGCGGGCCGCCACAGCCUAGGCCACAGCCAGCCAGCCGCGGGCCGGGCGAGCUGCGGAGGAGGCGGCUUGCGCCGCUCUUUGUCCACAUCGCCACCCGUGUUGCUCGCACAGCCGCCCCCGGACGCCACGGCGCUCUCGACGGCGCUCUCGGACGAGAGGUCCGCGCUGGAGAGCCUCGAGGCGCUACGCCGCGGGACCACGAGCCGGAGCUCGCUGGAGCUCGCUGGAGCUCGCUGGAGCUCGCUGGAGCACGCAAUCGUGCAGGCGUCGCGCUCCCCCGCCCGCGCAGAGCACGCCCCCCCCGACGGUGCGGCGCCGCUCCCGCUCGUCCCCGCGCCGCUGCCGCCGCCGGCUGUCGAGUCACUGACGGCCCCGCUCUGCUACGGUCUGCUCCUCACCCUGUUCCCACCCGCGCUCGCGGUAUGCGCCGACCUUGCCGAAGUCGCAAAAAACCAAAGCGCAUACUCCUGCGUCGGCGACAAAGCUGCGGCGCCGGCACCCACCUGGCAGGACUUGAUGAACACGGGCAUCCAGACCGGCAUGGGCUUCGCCAUGGCCGGUGCCCCGCUUGAGAGACAGUCUGACUCGGCAUGCUGCACGCCAAUUGCUUGCCUCCAACAGGGCACCAUCUGCGCAACGAGCGUGAGUAAGCCGUGUCCGACCGAGCAGCCGACGGCAAACUCUGCCUGUGGCGCCUCUUCGGAGGGCCUCGUGUGCAAAUACGACCUGAACUGCAAAGAAAAUCUCGCGGGCGUCGUCGCCGGCUGCUACUUCAUCACCCAAGCAGAGUGCACUGGGGCGGCGUGGCGAGUGUUGCAGGAGUCUUCGGGCCCACCCUCUGAGCAUGCCACCUGCGAGCCCGGCAAGGACUUUGCUUCGGCCGACGGAUGCAACACCUGCUUCUGCCCAGACAACGGGCUGAAGGCCAUGGCGGCCUGUACGGAGAAAGCAUGCCCGACACCCGCAUCCCUCUGCUCGCUGAUCCGCUGCUCUAACGAAGCGAUUGAUACGGUGGGAAGUGACUGCUACAACUGCUACGGCGGCGGCUGUGUCGACUGUUCAGGCUCCGCUCGGCGGCUACUCUUCGCGGCUCAGCCCGAUCCGAAAUGCUGCUGA
Molecule: messenger RNA, 3009 nt
Organism: Emiliania huxleyi CCMP1516
Lineage: Eukaryota; Haptophyta; Isochrysidales; Noelaerhabdaceae
Exons: 5
Coding region: 1-3009 (1002 amino acids)
Biological process (GO): potassium ion transmembrane transport; regulation of membrane potential
Cellular component (GO): membrane
Molecular function (GO): peptidase inhibitor activity; voltage-gated potassium channel activity
Source: RefSeq, a predicted model, not a curated record